Messenger RNA from Hydra vulgaris (swiftwater hydra), 892 nucleotides. RefSeq names its product mediator of RNA polymerase II transcription subunit 10. Gene Ontology annotation, cellular component: mediator complex. Gene Ontology annotation, molecular function: transcription coregulator activity. NCBI's taxonomy places the organism in Eukaryota, Metazoa, Cnidaria, Hydrozoa, Anthoathecata, Hydridae. Gene Ontology annotation, biological process: positive regulation of transcription by RNA polymerase II. The record is from RefSeq and is a predicted model, not a curated record.
AUUACUUCAUUAUAUACAAAUUCUUUUUGUUACAGUAUAUAUAAGCCGUUGUUACAGCCGUGUUCUAAUUAUUGUUGCAUCGUAUAUAAUAAGUAAGUAAUAUGGUUUAAAUAUGGGAGAAGUUGAAGAAUCUAGUGACAAAUAUGAUGAACUGCAACAGAGUAUUGAAGAGUUUAUUGAAUCUUCUAGGCAAAUAGGAAUCAUGGUCAGUGACUUUCAGCCAGGUUGUCAAGAUUUUUUAAACUCUAAAAUCAACUCACUAAUUGAGAGUAUGCAGAGUAUUGAAAAGAGCAAAAAAAUGGUGGCUGAUGUUGAAGUUCCUUUAGAUAUUUUUCAAUACAUUGAUCAAGGAAGAAACCCACUUUUAUAUACCAAAGAUUGCUUGAAAAAAACUCUAAUAAAAAACGAAGAAGUAAAUGCAAAAGUAGAAGCGUACAAAAAUUUUCAAACAAUACUUGAAACUGAACUUAAGCAAGAGCUGCCUCAAACUAUGGAAAGACACAGUCAAUUUUUAAAACAAAGGCACAAAUAGUCAGUGAUCAUAUAAAAAUCACAAAUAUGCAUUUUUAAAUUUUUAUUACUUAGAUAUGGUCAUUAAUGAAACAUCUUUUUUGAUGGAUUUACGAAUAGUGUGGUCAGAAAAGGAACAUUUUAAAAAUAUGUUCGCGUACCAAUUUUUUCAUUCUUUUAUUUUAAAUUUAUAGCUGAAUAUAAUUUAAUUGAAUUAAACUUGUAAUUAUUAAAUUUCUAAUUAUUAACUGAUAAAAUAUUGUUUAUUGUAUAGUUUAUAUUAUUUACUGUGGUAAUAAAAUAUUAGCGUUAUAAUAGCCCAGGCAAUUAGCUAUGCAAUAGCCCAUGCAAUAGACUAUUGUAGUUUAACUAGGAUGUUAAA